This is a messenger RNA of Salvia splendens (bonfire salvia), 1634 nucleotides long. RefSeq names its product serine/threonine-protein phosphatase PP2A-2 catalytic subunit. The record is from RefSeq and is a predicted model, not a curated record. The transcript has 11 exons. Bases 304 to 1245 code for a protein of 313 amino acids. NCBI's taxonomy places the organism in Eukaryota, Viridiplantae, Streptophyta, Magnoliopsida, Lamiales, Lamiaceae. Gene Ontology annotation, molecular function: protein serine/threonine phosphatase activity.
AGAAAAUCUUGAAGAUCAAACACUAAAAACAACUCAAAAUUCAAAACGAUUAGAAUUACAGUAGAUCGACCAUUUCUUUAAGUUCAAUUUUCUCUUCCUCGAUUUCUCCCUCUCUCCAUCAGCUCGUAAUACUCUUCGCGAGUUCUCGUUUUCCUCUCACACUCUUUCUCUCUCUAGAUUCACUGAAUCCUGUAUAUCCUUAUCCGAACACUUUUUCAGUUCCCCAAAUUUGCCCUAGUGGUGAAGUCAGGCGGCGGCGACUGAAUUACGGUGGAUCUGAAACUACAAGGAGGAAGAAGCAAGAUGAGCGCGGAUCUGGUGGCGGAGAGCACACAUGGGAAUCUGGACGAACAGAUUGCUCAGCUCAACCAGUGCAAGCCUUUGUCAGAGCCAGAUGUUCGGACCUUAUGCGAGAAGGCCAAGGAGAUACUAAUGGAGGAGAGUAAUGUUCAGCCAGUGAGAAGCCCUGUGACAAUUUGUGGUGAUAUUCAUGGUCAAUUUCAUGAUCUUGCCGAACUAUUCCUCAUCGGAGGGAAGUGUCCAGACACAAACUAUCUCUUCAUGGGAGAUUAUGUUGAUCGGGGGUAUUAUUCGGUGGAGACUGUCACUCUAUUGGUGGCUCUAAAAGUGCGCUAUCCUCAACGUAUCACUAUUCUGAGAGGAAAUCAUGAAAGUAGACAGAUUACUCAAGUAUAUGGUUUUUAUGAUGAAUGUUUGCGCAAGUAUGGAAAUGCUAAUGUUUGGAAGAUAUUCACCGACCUGUUUGAUUAUUUCCCCCUGACUGCAUUGGUUGAAUCUGAAAUAUUUUGUCUGCAUGGUGGAUUGUCCCCGUCUGUUGAGACCCUUGACAACAUAAGAAACUUUGACCGUGUUCAAGAAGUUCCACAUGAAGGUCCGAUGUGUGAUCUUUUGUGGUCUGAUCCUGAUGAUCGUUGUGGUUGGGGUAUAUCUCCUCGUGGUGCUGGAUAUACUUUUGGGCAGGACAUAUCAGAGCAAUUCAACCACAGCAACAACCUAAAACUAAUUGCCAGAGCUCAUCAACUGGUUAUGGAAGGAUAUAACUGGGCUCAUGAGCAAAAGGUUGUCACUAUAUUUAGUGCACCAAACUAUUGUUAUCGCUGUGGUAAUAUGGCAUCCAUUUUGGAAGUUGAUGAUUGCAGGGAGCAUACAUUUAUCCAGUUUGACCCAGCUCCAAGGAGAGGAGAACCUGAUGUAACUCGGAGGACACCCGACUAUUUCUUGUAGCUCUGAUGCUUGUGAACUCUUUCGUCUAUAUGAUGUGUCAGUUUGGGGUGUGCUUGCAUGAUCAUUGUCUCGUUGCCUGAGAUUUGAGGUUCAAGUAAUUCAGCCUAUUUGAAAGUGGUGCAAGUUGAGAUGCUUGCAAGAUGAGAGUCUUAAAAAGUUAUAUUCUAACCUAUCUUAGGUUCUAGAGAUUGGGAACUUGGAAUAUAGGGGAUGCUUCUGUGUAUUAUGUUCUAUAAAUUUUUGAUGUGAUGUUCCCCAUUUCUACUCUUAAUUAUCUUUUCCUUUCCUAUUUAUCCUUUCGAGUCACUACCAUUUGGAGGACAGGUGUGUUUGUGGAACUAAUGCACAAUUUCUGUCAAUUUAAUCCUUUUCAUUUUGUUGGUUGGAAA